Molecule: messenger RNA, 1319 nt
Organism: Erigeron canadensis
Lineage: Eukaryota; Viridiplantae; Streptophyta; Magnoliopsida; Asterales; Asteraceae
Product: 1-aminocyclopropane-1-carboxylate oxidase homolog 4-like
Exons: 3
Coding region: 77-1174 (365 amino acids)
Source: RefSeq, a predicted model, not a curated record
AAGUUAGAAACUAUCGAAGCUACCAAAACUCCAAAAAGCCACAAGACAAUCACAAUUGUCAUACACCAAACCAACCAUGACAACAAUUCCAACACACCACGACUCAUAUGAUCGUCUAACACAACUAAAACAAUUCGAUGAAUCAAAACUUGGUGUAAAAGGAUUACUAGAUUCCGGUGUUACAACAAUCCCAUCAUUCUUUCAUCAACCUCCAGAAAAUCUACCUGUCAAAAAACCAAAAAACACAAAACCCAGAAUAACUAUUCCUGUAAUAGACUUAUCUAAAGACAGAUCAACAGUUGUUGACGAAGUUAGACAGUCAGCUUCAAAUCUUGGGUUUUUUCAGAUUGUUAAUCAUGGGGUUGGUGUUGAAAUGAUUGAUAAGUUGAUUGAUAGUAUGAAGAGUUUUUUUGAGUCAAGUAAUGAGUAUAAGAUGAAGUUUUAUCAUAGGGAAGCUGGAAAAGGUGCUGCUUAUUCUACAAAUUUUGAUUUGUAUCAGUCUAAAGCUGCUAGUUGGAGAGACACUCUUCAGGUGAGGAUGUCACCUGUGGAGCCAGACUGGGAGGCAGUGCCGGAGAUGUGUAGGGAGGCACUGAAAAAUUGGGAUAAGGCGGUGGUGGGGUUAGGGGAAGACCUGAUGUCGAUUUUGUUGGAAGGAUUGGGAGUAAAGAAUGACAGAUUGAAGGAGUUGACAUGUUUGGAAGGAAGGGUAUAUGCAUCCCAUUACUACCCUAAGUGUCCGCAGCCUGAGCUCACCGUGGGGCUAAAUUCUCACACUGACCCAGGGGUGUUGACCGUGCUAGUGCAGAAUGAGAUUGGCGGGAUGUUGCAGGUCAAAUGUGGCGAAGACUGGGCUGAUGUUGAGCCAACUCCUGGUGCCAUUGUUAUCAACAUAGGUGAUCUGCUUCAGAUGCUGUCUAAUGAUGAAUAUAGAAGUGUUGAGCACAGAGUAUUGGCAAACUCUGUUGAAGGCGCACGGGUCUCCACUGCGGUUUUUUUCAAUCCAAGCAACCGAGAGAAAAAUUUUGGACCAUUACCAGAGCUCGUAUCUGCUGAGAAACCUGCAGUUUACCAGGAAUUCUCUUAUGCAGACUACAUGAAAAGGUUUUUCACCAAGGAGCUUGAUGGAAAGACGUUAACGAAUUUCUACAAAAUUGGUAACACAAAUGCCUGAUUUGUAUAUAUGGCUAUCUAUAUGCUAAAUAUGUUAGUGUGUGGAUUCUUAUAGAUCAAAAUACAUUAAUACAGUGAUACAAUUCUUAUAGCAACACACUCAUCGUAAUUUGAAGAAUUGCAAAACCUCAUGUUUAAUCUUGGUA